AUGUCGGAUGAUACUGAAAUAAUAAUCAUGCAAAUCCUUCCGUCAAGGGGAUUGAAAUUCGUUGUUCACGUUACUGCAUUCCAGAUAGGACGAAGAGGUCUUCAACAAGAUGCCCCCAUACUUGGUCGAAGAAAUUCGCACGAAAAUGUAACGAAACUACAAAACAAAGACACUCCCAUAAUAUCUAAUGGUACAAAACUUUCUUAUACAACUAUACCCGAUUAUUCUACAAAUGAAGAAUGGGAAUCAACUCAGUAUGACGUAACGCACAAAACUGGGCUCGAUCAAACACAUAAUGCAACUGAGAAUGAAGAGCUAGGAUACAGAAAUAAUCAGAAUGGUUCUAGUUUGAGUUCACAAGAUAUUAUCAAUUUGGUUACAGUUUCAUAUCAUAGAGAGCAAAUGCCUAAUAGGACAACAAAUCUUCAGGCAGAAAUCCCAGACGAUGCAAAUUCAUCUCACGUUGAGAACUUUUAUUCUGUAGAAAUUAACUCGAUUUUGAGAACUACCUAUCUAACAUCUAAGAAUGAAGAAGUGCCAGUAAAUGAUGCUAGUCAAAAUUCAGCUUCAAAGAUGCAACUAGGAAUAUCAACUGAGCUAGAUGAUUUCAAAUCUACUAGUGAAUACAGCAGUUAUAAGCUCGAAGAAGCGAAAACUGAAUUUCCAAUAACCGCUGAAAGUUCUAACGGUGAAUCUGGAAUAUUUAAUGGAGCAUUGAAGAAUGAGGAAUUGAAGUCAGCUAUAACAAAUGUAAAUCAGUCUUCAGAAGAGCCGAAUGUACUCGCUUCGGAAAUUAGUAAUGGAACAGCUGAGAAUAAAAUAGAGUCAGUUGGUAAAUUAAAUAGCACAAGUGAGAUUAGAGAUCAAAAACAGUUGCCUAGAAUGUCAACCAAGUUAGACGACCUGAAAUCUACGACUAGAUACAGCAGUUACCUCAAAGAAACGAGGGAUAAAAAUGCAAUAAGUACUAAAAGUUUUAAUGGCGAAUUAGAAAUGUUAAAUGGAACAUUGAAGAAUGAAGAAUCUAUGCCAGUUACUGCAGUAGUAAAGCAGCCUUCGGAAGAACAGAACGUACUUGCUGCAAAAGUUAGUAAUGGAACAUCUGAGGUGGAGUCAAUUAGUGAAUUCUUUAACGCAACUCACAUUAGAACUCCAGAUAAGUUGCUUGGAAUGUCAACCGAGUUAGAAUUCUUGAAUUUUACGAGUGGAUACAGCAGUUCUCUCGAAGAACCGAGGAAUAAAAUUGCAAUAAGUACUGAAAGUUCUAAUGCCGCAUUUGGGAUGAAGAAUGAAGAAUCCAUGUCAGCUUCUGCAGUUGUGAAGCAGCCAACAAAGGAACUGAACAUACUCAAUUCUCCAGUUAGUAAUGGAGCAUCUGAGCUUGAAAUGGAGUCAAGUAGCAAAUUAAAAAACUCAAGUCAGAUUGUUGCCUCUGUUGUUACUCCAGAAAAGUUGCCUGGAAUGUUAACUGAGUCAAACAAUUUGAAAUCUACAAACAGAUACAGUAACUAUGAACUUGAAGAGACGAAUACUGAAUUUGCUACAAAUACUGAACGUUCUAGUUAUGAAUUCAGAAUGCUAGAUGGAAAGUCACAGGAAAAAGGAUCCAGAUACAGCAACUAUAUAUCCGAAAAAAAUCAAACUCAGCUUGAAACAACUGCUGAAAGUCCUUUUGAUGAAAUUGGAAUGUUAAAUAAAACUUUGGAAAAUGAAGGAUCGACGUCAACUACUGGAUCUCAAGUAACAACAAAUCAGCUGAAAACGAAAUACUCUAACCAUGUAGCAUCUGCCAUUACAAACGAAUCACAGUACAUGCGAAACAGCAUGAAUACAAGUAGAGAAAACUUAAAAAAUGCUGACGACUUGAUCUACAGAAGCAGUGAAGAGUUAGAGUCGAAUUUUGAACAAAGAGUGCUUGUAAAUACUGAAAAGGAAAUUGAUUACUUCAAUGCUACCAAUGAAAGCGAGAAGAAUUUUCCUAUGAAUGUCACAGCAGACGACAUAUUGCCAGAAUUAAUGUUUGACAAUAAAACUGAUCACCUCUCCAGAAAUGUUUCAGAAGAUGUUCAAACGCAACCCUUCAUUUUGCUGCAAGACUGGAGCACUGAUGGAGUUGUUUUGGAGGAAGUGCAAAGUAAAAGUACCCCUCUCAGAGAAGGUGUUACAGGAAGGAAGAAAAAACGCCCAAAACAAGGAACAGAAGUGGAUUACAUGGGAAAAGAGAAUAUAGAAGAUGUCAAUCCAUCACAAAGUGAACAUUUACACAUGCUGAGAACGUUCCCGUCCCAGGAAAUGCAACUGUCAAAGUUUUCAGAGCAACACAACAGUAACGAGCAGCAACACAGAGCUUACAAUUCUGACAUUUCUGCGGUAAAACCAAUGUCUUGUGACAUUGCUCUUCAAGAGAAAGAGCAGAUAGAAGAGAAAAGUUACGAAACUCCAAACAUGAGAAAUAGUGAAAAUAUUCAGUCUUUUGAAAGAAAAGAAGAUGCCAUGUCAGAAGCGGAAAAACUUGAGUUUUUGGAUCGUUCUAAGACAGAUUCCCGCCUUAAUAUGACAAGCGAAAUUGAGCUACUUCUGCGAGUAAUUAAAAAUAGAAAUAUAAGUCUGGAAAAACUCAAUCAAUAUCUUUUGUUGUCAGAUGCUGAUAGAUCGUCAGUACGAAAGCAGAAUACUAAUGCGUUUGUAGAAAAGUCAGAUACAAUUGACAACGGUUCGAGAACAGAAAAUACCGAACAUGAAAGUGUAUCUUUAAACUCACGAGAAAAAGAUGUUUCAAAGGAUUUCUCCAAAGGAAAUGUAUCACUUUUUCAAGAAAAUCAAACCUCGGGAUCAAAAAAAGUUGCUGUUGAUAUUCCUUCAGAACUGCAAGAGUCAACUGCGGAAAGAGUGACGCAAAGUAUAAGAGGGUUUACGAUGAAUUUUCAAUAUCGAAACCACCAGGAAAUAUUAAAUGAGCCGAGUGAAGUUACAAAUAAAAAAUCCAUUGAAGCUUUUGCAUCAAACAUAGAAGGGAACAGUUCAGAACUGAUGAAUACUCAAACGUUUACAUCUUUUGUAAAUAAUGUGGUAACUGACUCUAUGGUCAUAAAUAACGAUCAGGUAUAUCUGAAUGAAAGGCAAACAUCAAUAACUCCACUUCCAGAAAGUAACAGAAAGUUUCACAAAGACCGUACACAGACUGAAAUCAUUGAUGACGAAACGGAAAUACCUGGAAAACAAAGAGAAAAUGUUUGGACGACGUUUGUAAAUAACAAGCCUUAUACCGUAAGUUAUGAUCUGGGGACAAAAAGACCAGAACACCGAUCAAAUAACCAACAACAUUUAGAAAUUCGAAAACCGGCUGCUUCUAGCGAUGCAGUUUUUACAGAGAAAAUUCAAAAAUUAAAUCCAGAUAAUUCAAGAACUGAACCUGUACAUGAUAUAAAAAUAGAAUCACAAGAAGAAGCAAGUUUUGAAGGUGCAGUGUCCAACCACUCGGAUGAAGAUUCCAAACUAGUAAAACACAACAUGGAAUUUUUACACAGAAAUGCACAAUCCAAAAACUAUAACCACUUUGAAAUUUCCACAUCGGUUCCUACCCAAGAUAAAUUUUUCAGUCCAAAUUCUUUCCUCUCAACAAAAAAUGCAGAGGCAAUGGAUUUAAAGACAAUUUCCGAUUCAAAGAUAUCAAAAUCAAAGGAGGAUUUCGAAGUCGGAGAUAAAAUUCAAGAACCGUAUGCAAAAACACUGAACACAAAGCUUAACACCGAGUCAGAAGAUAAUACACAGAUUCAAGUUCCUACUAAACAUUUAAUGCAGGAAAAUUCCAAUGAAUCAAAUAAAAGUCGGGGAUUAGAUGUUAGAAAUGACUACAGUUUGGUAGAAUCAGAUCGUGAUGUGAAACAUGAUGACUUUAAUUCUGAAAUGCGAACUGCAAAAGAAAAUCAAAGAAACGAAGGAACUGAAAUGAUUUUAAAAUCUGAUCUAUCGCUUGAAACUGAGAGCGAGAAUACUCGAAAAAUAAUCCUGAAAUCUGAUGGCAUGGAAAAGGGGGAAUUAAAAGCUAAAAUACAAAACACAGUAAUAAUAAAUUCUACACCUGAUACUAGACUGGAUAUAAAUACGACUCAAAGCCAAAUGAAAACAAACGACUUUUUAUUAUCAAGAUCUUCACCUAAUCAAAGAAGUGGAUUAAGUAAAGAUUCAGUAAUUGAAAACUAUUCGAAGGAGAAUGAAAAAGAAGUCUCUGACGAGAACAUCUACUCAGCGGAAAAGAUAGAAAGUAAUGCUGCAGAAAUGGACAACGUAUCUCUUAGCAUUAAUAGCAAAAGCAGCUCAAAGAUAAAAAAGGAGAAUUACCGAAAUAAUCAGGUUAAUCAUCAUAAAAAUACAGAUAAUGAAGAGAAAACAACUACUUACGGACAAUUUUCAGACUUAAGCAUUAACUACAAGCAAAACGAUGCAAAAUUUGAUGUGGCAUCAAUAGGCGAUACCGAAGAAGAAAGAAAAGACUUGUUUAAGAGCUGUAGAUGUAUCGAAGAUUAUGAAGAAAAAGAAAUUGUAUUCAGAAAAGAAAUAAAAGAUCUUGAGGCAAAGUUGUAUUAUUUGGAAAAAGAAAAAGAUGAGCUGGUGCCAGAAAAAGAAAGGGCAUUCGAAAUAGAAGCAGAAAGAGAGAAAAGCCUUUUGAAUUCUAGAAUAAAACAGCUAGAAAAAGAAUUAGCAUUAAAAGAAGCAAGUGAAGAAGAAAUUAAACUGAAGUUACUAGAAACAUUAAAGGCAAUGCAAAAGCUUGAAGAAAAUUUUGAAAUUUUAAAUGAGAGACUGAAGGAAGAGCUUGGGAAAAACAAAAAAACUGUAAAAAACAGACUUUAUUUUGCCAAGGAUUUAAAAGAAAAAGAUGAUGUGAUAAAAGAAUUGGAAGAAAAUAUGUACAUUCUGAAGAAAAAAAUGGAAGAAAUGGAAACAGAAAUAGAUUCUUAUAAACUGAAAAUAUCAACACACCAAACAAAAAUUAGAGCUCUGCAAGAAUCACAUGACAGCACUCAGGGGUAUUUUAGGCAACAUCUUAAAAACUACACCGCAUUGAAUGCUGAAAAAGAAAAACUGGAUUUAUUACUCAAAAAAAAAGAUGAAGACAUGAGAACUCUAAAUGGAAAGUUAGUGAAUAUCAUAAAUGAAAAAGAAGCAUCCUUGCAGAAGCUACUCUUUGUUGAGAAUCAGAGACAAGCUUUGGAUUCAAAGUGUAAUUCUCUAAAAGCUCAGUCAUCUAAAUUAGAGAAAGAGAUAUUGAAAUUAAGAAAAGAACAGUCUCUUCAUCAAUCAGAAGUUUCCAACUUAGUGCGAGAAAAAGAGCUAUUGGCUAAAAAUGUUAUGAAGAUGGAAGAGUUAACUGAGAAGUAUAAAAAUGAGUUCAAAAUCAAUGAAAAUGAGAGAGUGACUCUACACAAAGAAGUGAAAAAUUUACAGAUGCAAGUUGAAAAGCAGAAUAAAGUUAUUAGUGUCUUGGAGUCGAUGAAAUCUCAGUUGCUUAAGGACAUAGGAGACUUAACCAAGAAGAUUGAGAAAAUGAAUGAUGAUAUUUGUAAAUAUGAAGACCAAGAAAAAGAUAUGAAAAUAAAGAUUGCUGUUUUAAAUAACAAACUUUCACAGCAAUUGGAUGUAGCAGAUGCUGCAAUAUUAGACAGAAAAAUUUAUUGCCAGCAAUACAAAGAAGCAAAGGAAAAUCAAGAUCUCUUGAAAGAAAAGAGUGAUAUAUUAACUAAUUAUGUGGAUGAAUUAAAGGAAUCAUUAGACCAAUGCAAUGAUGAAGUAAAUGAUUGGAAGAACAGGUGGAAAAGUUUAGAUUUAUCUCAGAAGAAAUUGCUGACAAAAUUAACCAAAGAAGGGCAGAAGUAUGCUUCACUCAAAGGUGAAAAUCAUUGCAUGGAGCAGAAAGCUCAUUUUUACUUGCAGUCGAUUGCUGCACAAGAAAAGGAUAUAGAAACUUUGACUGUAAAAAUGAAUGAAGAUUUGAUGAUGCUGAGAUCACAGUUACAGCUUCAGCAGCGGACUAAUAAGGAGCUAGAAGAUAAAUUAAGGCAAUUUGAAGUUCUGCUCAAGAAUGAAAAAGAACAAUACGCUACUUUGGAAAAUGGAACAAAAGUGUUGCAUCUGGAAAUGCUGAGGCUGACCAGUGAAAAAAAUGCCUUAAUCUGUAAAGUGAAUGAUUUGGAAAAAUUGAAACAGAGUUUUACGUAUGCGAAAAAAGAACUGCAUAAGGAAAGAUUUAAAAAUUCUGCUUUAGAAGAAGCAAUGCAUCAACCUAGGAAUAUUCAUCGAUGGAGGAUGCUUAAAGGCACAGAUCCAGAAAAGUACAAAUUGAUAGAAAAUUACCAAGCAGUUCAAAAACAGCUUCUUAAAAAAGCUAUUGAAGGCCAGAAAAAGGAUGAGAAAUUAUCAAGCAUGACCAGAAUCGUUGAUCAGCUAAAAAAUAUAACAUCUCGUCAUAAAUACUUUGAAACCAAAUGCAUGCAGCAGAUAAAUCAGAAAGAGUUAUUAAGAGAAAAGGACGAUAAAAUCAAGGCUUUGACAUUUGAUGUAAAUAUGUAUGAAUCAUACAUAUCCAAAUAUCAAUCAGAAAUUGCGUCAUUGAAAGAAGAACUGAAGAAACUAAAAAUGAAUAAUUUUUUUAAGCAGAAGAAGAUAUCACCAAGCAGGAAUUUGGUUACUGCAUUCCAGAUAGGACGAAGAGGUCUUCAACAAGAUGCCCCCAUACUUGGUCGAAGAAAUUCGCACGAAAAUGUAACGAAACUACAAAACAAAGACACUCCCAUAAUAUCUAAUGGUACAAAACUUUCUUAUACAACUAUACCCGAUUAUUCUACAAAUGAAGAAUGGGAAUCAACUCAGUAUGACGUAACGCACAAAACUGGGCUCGAUCAAACACAUAAUGCAACUGAAAAUGAAGAGCUAGGAUACAGAAAUAAUCAGAAUGGUUCUAGUUUGAGUUCACAAGAUAUUAUCAAUUUGGUUACAGUUUCAUAUCAUAGAGAGCAAAUGCCUAAUAGGACAACAAAUCUUCAGGCAGAAAUCCCAGACGAUGCAAAUUCAUCUCACGUUGAGAACUUUUAUUCUGUAGAAAUUAACUCGAUUUUGAGAACUACCUAUCUAACAUCUAAGAAUGAAGAAGUGCCAGUAAAUGAUGCUAGUCAAAAUGCAGCUUCAAAGAUGCAACUAGGAAUAUCAACUGAGCUAGAUGAUUUCAAAUCUACUAGUGGAUACAGCAGUUAUAAGCUCGAAGAAGCGAAAACUGAAUUUCCAAUAACCGCUGAAAGUUCUAACGGUGAAUCUGGAAUAUUUAAUGGAGCAUUGAAGAAUGAGGAAUUGAAGUCAGCUAUAACAAAUGUAAAUCAGUCUUCAGAAGAGCCGAAUGUACUCGCUUUGGAAAUUAGUAAUGGAACAGCUGAGAAUAAAAUAGAGUCAGUUGGUAAAUUAAAUAGCACAAGUGAGAUUAGAGAUCAAAAACAGUUGCCUAGAAUGUCAACCAAGUUAGACGACCUGAAAUCUACGACUAGAUACAGAAGUUACCUCAAAGAAACGAGGGAUAAAAAUGCAAUAAGUACUAAAAGUUUUAAUGGCGAAUUAGAAAUGUUAAAUGGAACAUUGAAGAAUGAAGAAUCUAUGCCAGUUACUGCAGUAGUAAAGCAGCCUUCGGAAGAACAGAACGUACUUGCUACAAAAGUUAGUAAUGGAACAUCUGAGGUGGAGUCAAUUAGUGAAUUCUAUAACGCAACUCACAUUAGAACUCCAGAUAAGUUGCUUGGAAUGUCAACCGAGUUAGAAUUCUUGAAUUUCACGAGUGGAUACAGCAGUUCUCUCGAAGAACCGAGGAAUAAAAUUGCAAUAAGUACUGAAAGUUCUAAUGCCGCAUUUGGGAUGAAGAAUGAAGAAUCCAUGUCAGCUUCUGCAGUUGUGAAGCAGCCAACAAAGGAACUGAACAUACUCAAUUCUCCAGUUAGUAAUGGAGCAUCUGAGCUUGAAAUGGAGUCAAGUAGCAAAUUAAAAAACUCAAGUCAGAUUGUUGCCUCUGUUGUUACUCCAGAAAAGUUGCCUGGAAUGUUAACUGAGUCAAACAAUUUGAAAUCUACAAACAGAUACAGUAACUAUGAACUUGAAGAGACGAAUACUGAAUUUGCUACAAAUACUGAACGUUCUAGUUAUGAAUUCAGAAUGCUAAAUGGAAAGUCACAGGAAAAAGGAUCCAGAUACAGCAACUAUGUAUCCGAAAAAAAUCAAACUCAGCUUGAAACAACUGCUGAAAGUCCUUCUGAUGAAAUUGGAAUGUUAAAUAAAACUUUGGAAAAUGAAGGAUCGACGUCAACUACUGGAUCUCAAGUAACAACAAAUCAGCUGAAAACGAAAUGCUCUAACCAUGUAGCAUCUGCCAUUACAAACGAAUCACAGUACAUGCGAAACAGCAUGAAUACAAGUAGAGAAAACUUAAAAAAUGCUGACGACUUGAUCUACAGAAGCAGUGAAGAGUUAGAGUCGAAUUUUGAACAAAGAGUGCUUGUAAAUACUGAAAAGGAAAUUGAUUACUUCAAUGCUACCAAUGAAAGCGAGAAGAAUUUUCCUAUGAAUGUCACAGCAGACGACAUAUUGCCAGAAUUAAUGUUUGACAAAAAAACUGAUCACCUCUCCAGAAAUGUUUCAGAAGAUGUUCAAACGCAACCCUUCAUUUUGCUGCAAGACUGGAGCACUGAUGGAGUUGUUUUGGAGGAAGUGCAAAGUAAAAGUACCCCUCUCAGAGAAGGUGUUACAGGAAGGAAGAGUAAUUUCCCAUUUAGUGUGGAAAGCUCUAGUGGUGCAACGACACCAGAAAUUCAUAUUUUAGGUGUGCAAAGUUUUGCAACAGUUAGUAAGGAUAAUAGUUUAAAUAGCACAGGUUCCAUUAGUAAAUCAAUACUUUUCUCAAGUAUGCCAUUUUCAAUGGAAAUAGAUAAAGCUACAAAACUGAGCGCUCAAAAUCAUGUGUUAGCAACGACUGAAAGCAUUCAUGAAAGACACGAUAAAAAUUCAACACUAGAAAUUCCAGGGUCAGAAGAUAAUGCUAUGACUCAGACGGAAAAUAUAAAUUCUUCAUCAGAAGCAGGAAGCAUACUCAAAGGAAAUGGAUAUGAAUUUUCAAGCAAUGAAAAGCAGCAAACUGAAUCUAACAUGCUCCACAAAUUUAGCUUUUCGAAUCACACUAAAACUUUAAAAACUCAAACUGAUACUUCUGUUGAAACCGGACAUGAAUUUUUAGCUAUAAGUGAAUUUAUGAAUGAAUCUGCUACAACGGACUCUAAAGUAAUCGAAACCGAAAGUCUUUUAAACCAGAGGAGGAAAAAUAGUUCGACAAAAGAAUCAGGAAGGGAAUCACCAGUUGAAAUACAUGCAGUUGAUAAAAGCAGUGUUAAGACUAGCAGUUGGCUUAAAGCUGCACCCACUGCAACCAGGUAUAAUAAUCAAAAAGAAAAUACAACAUUUGUCGAAAGUGAAAAAGACAGACUCGUUCACACUGCAACUGAAAAGAUUGACUCCAUCAUUUUUAGGAAAAAUUCAGAAAAAGAAGAAAAUCCAAGGAGUACAAAAAUGAUAUUUAGAAAUAUUGCAACAAAAGAAAAGGAGUAUGAAAGUGAUGUUGUUUCACGUUUAAAAUGUGUAAUAUUUGAAGAUAAAAUCGCAACUACCAGCAACAUUACUGAUGUUUUAUUGAAAGUUAGAAUUGAGUUACCUAUUGAUGACGAAAAACGCCCAAAACAAGGAAAAGAAGUGGAUUACAUGGGAAAAGAGAAUAUAGAAGAUGUCAAUCCAUCACAAAGUGAACAUUUACACAUGCUGAGAACGUUCCCGUCCCAGGAAAUGCAACUGUCAAAGUUUUCAGAGCAACACAACAGUAACGAGCAGCAACACAGAGCUUACAAUUCUGACAUUUCUGCGGUAAAACCAAUGUCUUGUGACAUUGCUCUUCAAGAGAAAGAGCAGAUAGAAGAGAAAAGUUACGAAACUCCAAACAUGAGAAAUAGUGAAAAUAUUCAGUCUUUUGAAAGAAAAGAAGAUGCCAUGUCAGAAGCGGAAAAACUUGAGUUUUUGGAUCGUUCUAAGACAGAUUCCCGCCUUAAUAUGACAAGCGAAAUUGAGCUACUUCUGCGAGUAAUUAAAAAUAGAAAUAUAAGUCUGGAAAAACUCAAUCAAUAUCUUUUGUUGUCAGAUGCUGAUAGAUCGUCAGAACGAAAGCAGAAUACUAAUGCGUUUGUAGAAAAGUCAGAUACAAUUGACAACGGUUCGAGAACAGAAAAUACCGAACAUGAAAGUGUAUCUUUAAACUCACGAGAAAAAGAUGUUUCAAAGGAUUUCACCAAAGGAAAUGUAUCACUUUUUCAAGAAAAUCAAACCUCGGGAUCAAAAAAAGUUGCUAUUGAUAUUCCUUCAGAACUGCAAGAGUCAACUGCGGAAAGAGUGACGCAAAGUAUAAGAGGGUUUACGAUGAAUUUUCAAUAUCGAAACCACCAGGAAAUAUUAAAUGAGCCGAGUGAAGUUACAAAUAAAAAAUCCAUUGAAGCUUUUGCAUCAAACAUAGAAGGGAACAGUUCAGAACUGAUGAAUACUCAAACGUUUACAUCUUUUGUAAAUAAUGUGGUAACUGACUCUAUGGUCAUAAAUAACGAUCAGGUAUAUCUGAAUGAAAGGCAAACAUCAAUAACUCCACUUCCAGAAAGUAACAAAAAGUUUCACAAAGACCGUACACAGACUGAAAUCAUUGAUGACGAAACGGAAAUACCUGGAAAACAAAGAGAAAAUGUUUGGACGACGUUUGUAAAUAACAAGCCUUAUACCGUAAGUUAUGAUCUGGGGACAAAAAGACCAGAACACCGAUCAAAUAACCAACAACAUUUAGAAAUUCGAAAACCGACUGCUUCUAGCGAUGCAGUUUUUACAGAGAAAAUUCAAAAAUUAAAUCCAGAUAAUUCAAGUACUGAACCUGUACAUGAUAUAAAAAUAGAAUCACAAGAAGAAGCAAGUUUUGAAGUUGCAGUGUCCAACCACUCGGAUGAAGAUUUCAAACUAGUGAAACACAACAUGGAAUUUUUACACAGAAAUGCACAAUCCAAAAACUAUAACCACUUUGAAAUUUCCACAUCGGUUCCUACCCAAGAUAAAUUUUUCAGUCCAAAUUCUUUCCUCUCAACAAAAAAUGCAGAGGCAAUGGAUUUAAAGACAAUUUCCGAUUCAAAGAUAUCAAAAUCAAAGGAGGAUUUCGAAGUCGGAGAUAAAAUUCAAGAACCGUAUGCAAAAACACUGAACACAAAGCUUAACACCGAGUCAGAAGAUAAUACACAGAUUGAAGUUCCUACUAAACAUUUAAUGCAGGAAAAUUCCAAUGAAUCAAAUAAAAGUCGGGGAUUAGAUGUUAGAAAUGACUACAGUUUGGUAGAAUCAGAUCGUGAUGUGAAACAUGAUGACUUUAAUUCUGAAAUGCGAACUGCAAAAGAAAAUCAAAGAAACGAAGGAACUGAAAUGAUUUUAAAAUCUGAUCUAUCGCUUGAAACUGAGAGCGAGAAUACUCGAAAAAUAAUCCUGAAAUCUGAUGGCAUGGAAAAGGGGGAAUUAAAAGCUAAAAUACAAAACACAGUAAUAAUAAAUUCUACACCUGAUACUAGACUGGAUAUAAAUACGACUCAAAGCCAAAUGAAAACAAACGACUUUUUAUUAUCAAGAUCUUCACCUAAUCAAAGAAGUGGAUUAAGUAAAGAUUCAGUAAUUGAAAAUUAUUCGAAGGAGAAUGAAAAAGAAGUCUCUGACGAGAACAUCUACUCAGCGGAAAAGAUAGAAAGUAAUGCUGCAGAAAUGGACAACGUAUCUCUUAGCAUUAAUAGCAAAAGCAGCUCAAAGAUAAAAAAGGAGAAUUACCGAAAUAAUCAGGUUAAUCAUCAUAAAAAUACAGAUAAUGAAGAGAAAACAACUACUUACGGACAAUUUUCAGACUUAAGCAUUAACUACAAGCAAAACGAUGCAAAAUUUGAUGUGGCAUCAAUAGGCGAUACCGAAGAAGAAAGAAAAGUUAUAAUACAAGAGCAGAGAUCAACAAGAACUCUGGGGCCAAGAGACUCUGACAACUUUACGGCAGAAGCAUAUAAAGCUCGUGAAGUUCCUCUCCUGAAAGACAAAUCAUCAAAUAGAAAAAAAUCAGAGGAAGAAGCACUUGCAGAACACACAGAAGGAGCAACAGAAGAAUCUUCUUCAACAUCCAUUACAGAUUCAACUAUUUUUCAUUCCACUACAAACAGCAUCGACAACAAAAAAUCGUUUUCAACACCAGGAGAUUUUAUGGAAGCUGGCUCAGAAAAUGUUACGACAACGAAACACUUACAAAGGCUACCAACGAUCAAGGGACAUCGAAAAGCAGCAUCGAGCAUGAAAAAUACUCCAAGUUGGAGGGAAGAAGAUGAUAAAAAAGACCAUUUGAAAGAAAACUUUCCCAGUCAAGAGAUUAGCAUGAAUGAUGAGGAAAAAAAUGCAUUAACAUCAACAGAAGAUUCAACCACUUUUCAUUGGAGCGCACAAAGCCCACACAACAAAUACUCGUUUUCAACAUCAGACGAACCAAGCUGA
Uloborus diversus is the source of this 12615-nucleotide messenger RNA. RefSeq lists its product as uncharacterized. The record is from RefSeq and is a predicted model, not a curated record. The coding region runs from base 1 to 12615 and encodes 4204 amino acids. The transcript is spliced from 20 exons. Lineage: Eukaryota; Metazoa; Arthropoda; Arachnida; Araneae; Uloboridae.